This is a messenger RNA of Brassica napus (rape), 1197 nucleotides long. RefSeq lists its product as uncharacterized. The coding region runs from base 1 to 1197 and encodes 398 amino acids. The record is from RefSeq and is a predicted model, not a curated record. The transcript has a single exon. NCBI's taxonomy places the organism in Eukaryota, Viridiplantae, Streptophyta, Magnoliopsida, Brassicales, Brassicaceae.
AUGACUUGUCUCCUAGCUCUCCCAAAUUCUCGACCAGUCUACUACACUGCUGUCUACGCCUCGAAUCUCAGCUCUGAACGUGUUGAUCUAUUGGCUGACCUUAUCAACCUCCACUCUAUGCUCGAUCUAGAUGGCAACCCGUGGAUCUUAGGAGGUGAUUUUAAUCAAAUCAUCUCCCCAAUGGAACACUCCAGCAUGGAUGUAAACACCACUGAUAAUCUCAUGUACCAACUUCGUGACUGUUUCCUUCAGCUUGGUGUAUUUGAUCUGCGGUACCUGGGCCCUCAACACACCUGGACAAAAAAUCGUCCAGAGGACCCAAUUGCCAAAAAGCUCGAUAGGUUGCUAGUAAACAGCUCCCUGGUCGCCUCUCUCCCACACGCCCUUGCUACCUACCUCCCUCCCCUUAUCUCAGACCACACCCCUUGCUUGAUUGACUUAGCCUACCAACUUCCCCAAGCUGGUACUAAACCUUUCAAGUUACAAAACUAUCUCACCAAACACCCGAGCUUUGCUCAGCAUGUCUAUGAUGCCUGGUUGCGCGCCGGAAGUGAAUGCCUGACUCUCACUCAAUUGUGUUGGAAACUGAAAGUGAUAAAGAGGGAUCUCAAACAACUAAACAGAGAGAACUAUUCUAAAAUUCAAGAGAGAGUUUCAGAGACUUACAGUUUGUUACAACAUGUGCAGGUACAAGCUCUUCAAAACCCAUCAACUACUACCUUUGAAGCGGAAAGGGACUUGCACCAACGAUGGUUGUUCUUGAGGGAGAUUGAAGAGAGCUACUUCAGACAAAAGUCUAGAAUAAACUGGUUGGCGGAGGGAGACUUGAACACGACCUAUUUUCAUAGGAUUUGCCAAACACGGGAAAGUCUCAACGCCAUUAGAGCGUUUCUCACUGCUGCGGGAGAUUGGAUCACUGAUCCAACUCUCAUGAGUAUCCACGAGGUUUCUCACUUCACUUCAAUCUUAGGCCCACACUACUACACUCCACCUCAAAUCACCUCUCAUCCUUACUGGUUUGCGGAGCUCUCUAGUUUUCAGUGUUCACCUGUUCAUGCACAACAAAUGGUCACUGUUCCAACGGCAGAAGAAAUCAGAGGACUAUACUUCAUGCUGAACCCCAUAAAGCUCCGGGACCGGAUGGGCUUACAUCGGGAUUUUUCAAGGCUUCCUGGGAAACUAUUGGCCCUGAAGUGA